AUGGAGUGCGACCAGCUGUACGACGCGCUGGUCUCCUCCUCUUACGGAGAGACGGUGAAGCGGAUAGUACUGACGCGUUUCGCCAAGAAGGAGGCGGGGGAGGAUGAGGAGAAGGGGAGGAAGGGCGAGCGCCAACAGAGCGGCGCGAGGAAGGGUAAUGGCGGUGGUCCGAAGUCGUCGAAGAAGCCCCAAUACGACUAUCCCAAGCAGAGAGAGAGGGCGAAGAAGAAGCAGAUUAUAUCGUUGGAGCCGAGUCGGAAGCAGGUGACGUUAUUUUCGCAUUUGCCUCAGUUUGAGAGGUCGUCGAGCACCAGAAUUUCGGAGAGAAUUAUGCUAGGGGGUUUGAACAUCCCAUCGGUGGCAAUUUCCUUGGGGCUGAAGUACGCGUCCUACCAGAUUCAGGGCGCGAAUGCGCGCUGUUUGGCCAUAUUGGAGAUGUUCAGAAACUUUGUAGAGAACUACGUGCAGGUGACCAACAAAUGCUUCGGAAUGGAGCUAGAGAAGGUAAUCGAGCCGACCAUUCAGUUCAUCAAAGACUGUCGUCCGUAUUCGAUUGGCAUGGGCAACAUGAUUCGACAUUUCAAGAGGAAGAUCGGGAACACGAUGAGCAUGAGCGUCGAAGAGGCUAAGCGCUAUCUCGUGGAAGAACUAGACACGCUGAUUCGAGAUCGUGUUGUUGACGCAGAAAAGACAGCUGCCAAAAUUACCAGUCAAAAAAUUUACGACGGAGACGUCAUUCUAACCUAUUGUCGAUCCAAUGCCGUUCUCGAGUCUCUCAAAGAGGCCGCCAGACAGGGAAAGCGGUUUCGUGCCAUCAUCGUCGACUCUAGGCCGCACUACGAGGGCAGGACUAUCCUCGAAGAGCUUUCGAUGCUCCGCAUACCGUGCGAGUACGUUCUCCUCAACGCCAUCUCCUACGUCAUCAAAACGGCCACAAAGGUACUGAUAGGGGCCCACGCUCUUAUGAACAACGGCCAGGUCUACAGCCGUGUCGGUACAGCGAUUGUGUGCAUGAUGGCCAAUGCCAACCAUAUCCCGGUCCUCGUGGUUUGCGAAACUUACAAGUUCUGCGAGCUCAGCCAGCUCGACUCCAUAUGUCAAAAUGAACUCGGCGACCCAGAGGAGCUCGUAUCCUCCUCAAACCCGCCCUCUUCGAAUCCCCUCCACUUUUGGCGCGAAAACCCCAACCUGAAACUACUCAACCUCGUAUACGACCUCACCCCCACCGAAUUUAUAUCCAUGGUCAUCAGCGAAGUCGGCGCCGUGCCGCCUACGUCCGUACCUGUUAUCAUACGCGAGUUCUAUUCUAUCACUUAA
Messenger RNA from Schistocerca gregaria, 1317 nucleotides. RefSeq names its product translation initiation factor eIF-2B subunit delta-like. The coding region runs from base 1 to 1317 and encodes 438 amino acids. The record is from RefSeq and is a predicted model, not a curated record. Lineage: Eukaryota; Metazoa; Arthropoda; Insecta; Orthoptera; Acrididae. The transcript has 2 exons.